AUGCAUAGAAGUCGUACAGCAGACGCUCUGCUCGAACAAAUAGCUAUCGAGAGGGAGCUAGAUGCGGUCAUCAUCAGCGAGCAGUAUGGACGGAUAGCCAAGGGAACCUUGUUCGAAGAUGAAAUAGCAACCGCCGCACUCUGGGUACCAAGCGGUAGCACAGUCGCCGUCACACAGCACCAAGCCGGCAGUACUGAACAGUUUAGCACGAAACUGGAUCUAAUUGAGGAUACGGUUCGCGAAAUAGGUGACCCCUUCAUCGUAGCCGGAGACUUCAACGCCAAGGCUGUCGAGUGGGGUGCCCCUACUACGAACACACGGGGAAGACAUGUACUAGACAUGGCUGCCAGACUGGGGCUUGUAGUGGCAAACACAGGAGACGCCACUACUUUUAGGAGACCAGGAUGUGAACACACCACGCCGGAUAUCACCCUAGAGACUGAUAGUCUGGCUGGGGUAAUCAACGGGUGGGAAGUUCUGGAAGAAUAUAAUGGAAGUGACCAUCAGUAUAUCACAUUCCGGAUCAGUGCGAGAACUGACAAUACCCCAACACCUAUAACAAAGAGCGCUCGCAAAUGGAACAUGGCCAAAGUGAACACUGAAGCGUUUCUAGCCCACUUUGAUGCAAAUUUCAUGCCGCACAUAAGGGGUGACGCUGGCUCGUUUGCAAGCGACAUGAUGCAGCGCAUUGCCAAAAGCUGUGACGAAUCGGCACCCCGCGCGGGGUUACGCUCAAGAAGGCGACCUGUGUACUGGUGGACGUCAGAAAUCGCAGAGCUCAGAAGAACCUGCUUCUGUAAUAGACGAAGGUAUAUCAGAGCCAGACGAAACAGAGAAGCAGAGGCGGAAGCUGCUGAUUUUAGACAAUUCCGAAAAGCGCUGAAGCAAGCAAUCAUCGCCAGUAAGAAGGCAAAAUGGAAAGAACUUCGAAGGGAUCUAAAUAGCAACCCGUAG
Messenger RNA from Anastrepha ludens (Mexican fruit fly), 954 nucleotides. RefSeq lists its product as uncharacterized. The coding region runs from base 1 to 954 and encodes 317 amino acids. Gene Ontology annotation, molecular function: catalytic activity. Lineage: Eukaryota; Metazoa; Arthropoda; Insecta; Diptera; Tephritidae. The record is from RefSeq and is a predicted model, not a curated record. The transcript has a single exon.